CUGGCUGGGAGGGACGGACGGGGAGAGUGAGGCGCUGAGCAGAGAGCUGGCACUUGCUGGCUGUUGUGGGCUGGGCCGUUAGACCUGCAAGAGCACUGGGAGAGCGGGCGCGAUUGUCUGGGGCCGCCGGCCGCCCCCGCUUUCCCCUUCGAGCAGCUCCGUGGCAACAAAGCAACAUGGCUGGUUGGUAGCCCUGUGGGGCAUGAGACCCUAGAGCCUCCACCCCCAGCUUGGAGGGAUUGAGCACUCACAGAAGGGAAUGUUACGGUGGACAGUGCACUUAGAAGGUGGGCCACGGAGAGUAAACCACGCUGCUGUGGCUGUUGGACACAAAGUCUACUCUUUUGGUGGCUACUGUUCUGGUGAAGACUAUGAGACUCUGCGACAGAUCGAUGUUCAUGUGUUUAAUGCAGUCUCUCUACGUUGGACUAAGCUACCUCCAGUGUGGACCAACAGCAGGGACCAUGUGAGGGAAGUGCCCUACAUGAGAUACGGACAUUCUGCAGUGCUCAUUGAUGAUACCAUCUACAUCUGGGGAGGCCGCAAUGAUACUGAGGGAGCCUGCAAUGUACUAUAUGCCUUUGACGUCAGCACACAUAAAUGGUCCACACCAAAAGUGUCCGGAAUGGUACCAGGAGCAAGGGAUGGGCAUUCCGCUUGUGUCUUGGGAAAGAGCAUGUAUAUCUUUGGCGGAUACGAGCAACUGGCGGACUGUUUUUCAAAUGACAUUCACAAACUGGAUACCAGCAACAUGAUGUGGAGCCUGAUCGCUACUAAGGGCACCCCAGCUCGUUGGAGGGACUUCCAUUCAGCCACAAUAAUCGGGACAAAGAUGUAUGUGUUUGGGGGAAGAGCAGACCGCUUUGGGCCAUUCCACUCCAACAAUGAGAUCUACUGUAACCGAAUCAAAGUGUUUGACACAGAUACCAACUCUUGGCUGGACUCCCCUCCCACUCCAGUCCUCCCUGAAGGCAGAAGGAGCCACUCAGCAUUCGGCUAUAAUGGAGAGUUGUACAUAUUUGGGGGUUACAAUGCACGCCUCAACAGACACUUCCACGAUCUCUGGAAAUUUGAUCCAGUUUCUUUUACCUGGAAGAAAAUUGAUCCCAAAGGGAAAGGGCCAUGUCCUCGCCGCAGGCAAUGCUGCUGCAGGAUAGGGGACAAGAUCAUCCUUUUUGGAGGAACCAGCCCGUCCCCAGAGGAAGGCAUGGGAGAUGAAUUUGACCUGAUGGAUCACUCAGACUUGUACAUCUUGGACUUCAGUCCCAACUUAAAAACACUGUGUAAACUAGCAGUGAUCCAGUACAACCUGGACCAGUCCUGCCUCCCUCACGACAUUAGGUGGGAGCUCACAGCAAUGACAACAAACAGCAACAUCAGCCGGCCUAUCUUCUCCUCCCACGGAUAAUCUGGGCUCCUCUGCUCCCUCUCCCAGCUGCCCUCUCAAACCUUGCCUUGCAGAUGUCAUCUUCUGUCUCCCUUGCCGUGCAUGAAUGUUUAGCCUCUUCAGGAAACUCAUCAAAAGGGAUUGAUGCACUGCCCAGCACAAGGAAGGCUCCACUUGCCUGUCCUGUUGCUGCAUCUGUCCAACUUAUAACUUUGCCAGGACCUUGGCCUAAAGGUAGCGUGCAAACAGAAUCGGAUGUCACACUCCACGGAGAAGAAAGACGGGUGUGUUUUUACUCUUGCUGCUGGAAGCUACGGCUUGACAUCGAUGUACUGCUGUAGUACAAUUUGAAUGAAUAGCAACAAAAGGAAAGGGGAAAAUAUCUCAGGACUAACUGGCGUAAGACCAGGGCAUGCUUCAUAGGCUAUAGGAUUAAAGACAAAAACUGUUCAAGGCUCAGCUACUCCACAUCCCCAGCCAUUUUGAGUACCUGGCCCUUCUCCAUUAAACCAAGGGAUGAACUGGGUGCCUGAAGCCAUUAUGUCUGCACAGAGAAGCAUGCCUGGUCUUACACAUUUCAGAGCUUGACUGGGUUUGCCUCUCCCAGUGGUAUUCAGAGGAACUUCCUAUGAUACUCAAGCACUCAGUGCUGCUCCAUAGUAUGGAUUUCUGCAUGGUCAGAGUCUUCACUGGGUGAAGAAAGGAGAUGAUGACUCUGGCUAGGCAGUGAGUGAAGAACCAACAUUGUAUAAGACUGAGUAGAAUGGAGACUUUUCUGUGCCUGUUGCAGGAGGGGUCAGUGCAGGACCUGAAAUGCUGCUGCCGAGUUUGAUGUGUAAAAGCAGCAGCUUUGGAUUUAUAAACAGUCCUGGAGGAAAAAGCCAAACUGGUGGUUGUGUGUGUCGGUGCUUUUCAUAACUGGAGGAGGGGCGAGUGGGGGACCUAUGUGGGAGCUGUGGGCACACAGGCAGGAGUCCACAAUACAGAAUUGGUAUGGUAUAAUGGGGUUAGCCAGGUGGUUCUCAGUUAAAAUCUUGCUUUGUUCUUGGAUUUGGUUGGCAGGCCACUAUUUCUAACCUCAGUCCACAUCUGUAACAUGGGGACAAUACUUUCCUGACUUAUAGGGAGGAUGUUGUAAAGACUACAAAACUGCUGGAUAUAUGAUUAAGUAAAUGCUUAGUAUUACUAAAUCAGGCUUUAUGGUUAAUCUUAUUUUAUAAGAUUUUCUGCUAGCCAGGAUAAUCAGGAGCCUUAAAUUUACCUACCUCAGAUUUGGGGUGGAAAAUGAAAAGCUGAUGAUUUUGCUUCUGGUUUGAUUUAUCACUCUGUUUUCUCAUUCCCUUCUGCAUUCAUGAUAGCUUGAUGCCUGCUUUUACACACUGAAAGCUUAGUGUUGCUCCAAGAUUUGAAAAACAACCCAUGGUUAGCAAAAAGCAUCAGGAGUGGGGGGAGGGCAGAUCAUUGUACUGCUUGCUUUUUCUGUAUACAGAGCAACUCCAGAAAAACCCGAUGUAAUUAGCAACACAGUAAAAUGAUGGGUGUGUGUCUAUGUAUGCAUAGGUAUGUAAGGAAAAGAAAGUGGGAUGGAUCCUACCCUUUUCCUAUCACUCCACUGACCAAACUUUGAAGCUUUCCUCCAAUUUAAACAGCGUUUCCUCCAACAGAAGAACCACUGAAGUCGGAGAAAGAAUGGAUCCAUGCCAGGGUGUGUUCCGAAACUAUGAAGAACAGUACAGGAACCAUGGCUGUGGGACAAAUUUGACCUAAACCAAGUGUGUCUCCAAACUGGACCUAAACCAAGUGCUGUUUCCCAUGUUUUCCAUCUUGGCAAAGUCACCUAGACAGCAGUCUUAACCAGCAAUCCUACUCAGAAUCCUUUGUGUGUGUAAAGUGCCAUCAAGUUGCAACCGACUUAUGGUGACCUCACAGGGAUUUCAAG
This is a messenger RNA of Gekko japonicus, 3326 nucleotides long. RefSeq names its product kelch domain containing 3 (gene KLHDC3). Gene Ontology annotation, molecular function: chromatin binding; protein binding. The transcript has 11 exons. NCBI's taxonomy places the organism in Eukaryota, Metazoa, Chordata, Lepidosauria, Squamata, Gekkonidae. Gene Ontology annotation, cellular component: cytoplasm. The record is from RefSeq and is a predicted model, not a curated record. Bases 260 to 1408 code for a protein of 382 amino acids.